CACCACAAGUGGCGCCCGAACAGGGACCUGAGUAUCGAGGGAUCCAGUGAAGGACACUGCAGAGAAGAAGGAGGCCUCAAUGAAAAGGACUAUAAAGCUUUGCUAAAAAGAAGCCUGACAACUUCACAGCAAGAUGAAGUUCCUUCUGUUGCUCUCAGCCAUCGGGCUGUGCUGGGCUCAGUAUUCCCCGCACACGCAGCAGGGACGCACAUCCAUUGUGCACCUGUUCGAGUGGCGCUGGGCGGACAUUGCUGCGGAAUGCGAGAGAUACUUAGGUCCCAAGGGAUUUGGAGGAGUUCAGGUCUCUCCACCCAAUGAAAAUGUUGUAAUUAACAAUCCUUAUCGACCUUGGUGGGAAAGGUAUCAACCAGUCAGCUAUAAAUUAUGCACAAGAUCUGGGAAUGAAGAUGAAUUCACAGACAUGGUGGCCAGGUGCAACAAUGUCGGUGUCCGAAUUUAUGUGGAUGCUGUGAUUAACCACAUGUGUGGCUCUGGCAAUCCUGCAGGAACAAGCAGUACUUGUGGAAGCUACUACAAUCCUGGCAAUAGAGAAUUUCCAGAAGUCCCAUACUCUAGUUAUGAUUUUAAUGACAAUAUAUGUAAUGGAGAAAUUAAUGACUAUAAUGAUGCCAAUCAGGUCAGAAAUUGUCGUCUGUCUGGUCUUCUUGAUCUUGCACUUGGGAAGGAUUAUGUCCGUACCAAGAUUGCUGACUACCUGAACCAUCUCAUCGACAUUGGUGUAGCAGGGUUCAGACUUGAUGCUGCUAAGCACAUGUGGCCUGAAGACAUCAGGGCGAUUUUGGAUAAACUGCAUAAUCUGAACACAACUUGGUUCUCUGAAGGAAGUCGACCUUUCAUUUUCCAGGAGGUAAUUGAUCUGGGAGGUGAAGCAAUUAAAAUUUGUGAAUACUUUGGAAAUGGCCGUGUGACUGAAUUCAAGUAUGGUGCAAAACUAGGCACAGUUAUACGCAAGUGGGAUGGAGAAAAGUUGUCUUACUUAAAGAACUGGGGAGAAUGUUGGGGUUUUGUGUGUUCUGACAAAGCCCUUGUCUUUGUGGAUAACCAUGACAAUCAGCGAGGUCACGGAGCGGGAGGAGCCUCUAUUCUGACAUUCUGGGACGCUAGGAUGUAUAAAAUGGCUGUGGGAUUUAUGCUUGCUCAUCCUUAUGGAUUUGCACGAGUGAUGUCAAGCUACCGUUGGGACCGAAACUUUCAGAAUGGAAAAGAUGUGAAUGACUGGAUCGGGCCACCGAAUGACAAUGGAGCAACUAAAGAGGUGACUAUUAAUGAGGACACCACUUGCGGCAAUGGCUGGGUCUGUGAACAUCGCUGGCGUCAAAUAAGGAACAUGGUUGCCUUCCGAAAUGUAGCUGAUGGCCAGCCUUUCUCCAACUGGUGGGAUAAUGGAAGCAAUCAAAUAGCUUUUGGAAGAGGAAACAGAGCAUUCAUUGUCAUUAACAACGAUGACUGGUCAUUGUCUGAAAUUUUGCAAACUGGGCUACCUGCUGGCACGUAUUGUGAUGUCAUUUCUGGAGAUAAAGUUGAUGGCAACUGCUCAGGAAUUGAAAUUGAGGUUUAUGGUGAUGGCAAGGCUCGAUUUUCCAUUAAUAACUCUGCUGAAGACCCCUUUAUCGCCAUCCAUGCUGAAUCAAAGUUAUAGAAUUCAAAUAAAAUGUGUGUGAGAGAAUCAUAGCCAUGUGUGCUUCUUUCCUCUGAUGAAUAUUAAUUUUAAAGCUCACUAACAUGUAGGAAUCCUGUGAAUAAUCAAACUGGCUUUAUACAGUAAGAAAUAAAGACUGGGCUGGGGAUUGAGCUCAGUGGUUCAGUCACCUGCUUUG
Messenger RNA from Fukomys damarensis (Damara mole-rat), 1838 nucleotides. RefSeq names its product pancreatic alpha-amylase. Lineage: Eukaryota; Metazoa; Chordata; Mammalia; Rodentia; Bathyergidae. The coding region runs from base 134 to 1660 and encodes 508 amino acids. The record is from RefSeq and is a predicted model, not a curated record. Gene Ontology annotation, molecular function: cation binding; alpha-amylase activity. The transcript is spliced from 11 exons. Gene Ontology annotation, biological process: carbohydrate metabolic process.